Molecule: messenger RNA, 622 nt
Organism: Patella vulgata (common limpet)
Lineage: Eukaryota; Metazoa; Mollusca; Gastropoda; Patellidae
Exons: 3
Coding region: 67-396 (109 amino acids)
Molecular function (GO): phenylpyruvate tautomerase activity; cytokine activity
Source: RefSeq, a predicted model, not a curated record
UAUUACACGUGUAUACUUUACCCGUAUAUGUAGGCUAAUACAUAGUUACACAGUAUAGGCUACAAAAUGGUGAAUGUUUGUGCCGUAUUGAAGACUAAUGUCAACGAAAAAUCAGUUCAAAAAGAUUUCUUAUCCCGAUUUACGGAUUUUUUGGUGGCCCUAACAGGAGCAGACCUAAAGAAUGUGAUACUGGAACUGCAUACAGAUGUUAUCAUGAUGAGGGGUGCAACCACCGUUCCUAUGAUGAAUAUAGAUUUUACACAUAACUCAGAUAAAAUAGAUCAAACAUCGAAGCAUGAAUAUGCAAAUAAGAUUGCUAAUUUUACAUCUCACCGUAUUCAAAUACCUGAAGACAGGAUUUUAGUUUUAUUUACAGAUUCUAGAAAAAGUACCUGAGCCAAAAGCAAUCUUCAUCGACGAUCCUGAAUUUGAAUAGUUAUUCGAAAUAUAGCGUGUGUCAACAAAGAAUGGAUUAAGAUUUUGUCAUUGUUAAUGUUUUAAAACGUGUGUGCACAAACAUUUACAUUAAUUUAGGAGUUUUAUGCUGUUGUAAUUUACGUAUUCGUAAUUGUAAAACUUUAAACAAACACUAUUUAUUAAAAUCGACAGCUGAAUAAAAUAU